Plectropomus leopardus (leopard coralgrouper) is the source of this 499-nucleotide messenger RNA. The record is from RefSeq and is a predicted model, not a curated record. Lineage: Eukaryota; Metazoa; Chordata; Actinopteri; Perciformes; Serranidae.
GGUGUGGUUUACACGUGAAGCAGGCAGCAUGGCAGAAGCUGUAGCGGUUCCGUUGGACCGUACUCAGGUGAAAAAGGCCGUCCAGGCUCUGCAGGCUUUUCUGAAAACCAAGUCGACCCAGGACUCUCUGUUCUUGGACGACUCUCAGCAGAUCAGCCUCCUGUUCACCCUCUGGAAGAUCCCCCGGCAGGCUCAGACCAUCCGCAUCCCCCUGCCCCACGGCCAGCGGCCUGACACAGACGAGGUGUGCCUCUUCACCAGAGAUGAGCCCAACAUGACGGCAGAGCAGACACAGAGGUUUUAUAAGAAGCUGCUGGAGGAGAGAGGCGUGAAGAACAUCACUGAGAUCAUCCCGUACAAGAUCCUGAGGACCGAGUACAAACCCUACGAAGCCAAGCGCCGCCUGCUGGGGAACUUCGACAUGUUCCUUUCUGAUGACCGCAUCCGCCGGCGGCUGCCGUCCCACCUCGGAAAACAUUUUUACGAGAGGAAAAAGUAA